AUGACAACAUCAUCAAGUUCCAACAAGAAGAUCAAAUUCCACUAUGGUUAUGGUGGCACGAUCACACCCGGUAAGAACUGUGGCAAACUACGAUACGAAGGCGGCAUGAAUGGGAUUAUGAAGGUGGACCGUGGUAUUACUUACACGGAGCUUGUCGUAAAGUUAUGGGAUGUGUGUGGACCGUCUAUGCGUUUGAGGUGUAAGUUGCCGCACGAUGAUCUUGACUCAUUAGUUCAUGUCUGGUCGGACGAGGAUCUUGCGUAUGUCCUUGAAGAAUACGAUCAAUGUAGUGAAGAUUUGAAGAUCAGAGCCAUUCUUGAUGACACGCUAAGGUUUUCUUGGGCUAAUGACGAGUUGUAUUGUUUUCGGCCUAAAGAUUUUAUCAUGCAAGUCCACACAAAGUCGUUGAUGUUUCAAUCACAAGUUAACGUGUGA
This is a messenger RNA of Helianthus annuus (common sunflower), 435 nucleotides long. RefSeq lists its product as uncharacterized. Gene Ontology annotation, molecular function: protein binding. Lineage: Eukaryota; Viridiplantae; Streptophyta; Magnoliopsida; Asterales; Asteraceae. The coding region runs from base 1 to 435 and encodes 144 amino acids. The record is from RefSeq and is a predicted model, not a curated record. The transcript has a single exon.